Fusarium oxysporum Fo47 is the source of this 511-nucleotide messenger RNA. RefSeq names its product copper metallochaperone ATX1. Gene Ontology annotation, cellular component: cytosol. The transcript has 2 exons. Gene Ontology annotation, molecular function: metal ion binding; copper chaperone activity. Bases 57 to 305 code for a protein of 82 amino acids. NCBI's taxonomy places the organism in Eukaryota, Fungi, Ascomycota, Sordariomycetes, Hypocreales, Nectriaceae. The record is from RefSeq and is a predicted model, not a curated record. Gene Ontology annotation, biological process: copper ion transport.
AAGAUACCCCGCCAUUUUCUUCAACCUCACAAUUACAAAUCACCAACACAUUCACAAUGGCCGACACUCACACCUACGAGUUCAACAUCACCAUGAGCUGCGGCGGCUGCUCCGGUGCCAUCGACAGAGUCCUCAAGAAGCUUGACGGUGUCGAGAGCUACGAUGUGUCCCUUGAGAACCAGACCGCCAAGGUCGUCACCGCCCUCCCCUACGAUACCGUCCUCCAGAAGAUCGCCAAGACUGGCAAGAAGGUCAACUCUGGCAAGGCGGAUGGUGUUGAGCAGUCGGUCGAGGUCGCCGCCUAAGCGCUGCACCAAGAUAGGAGGCGAGUCGAGGAAGUAACGAGCGAUCGAUCCAUCUGAAUAUCUGUUAGCUUUGCAAGCGCUUGGGAAACAUUCGGUGUUUAUGGUCUCGGGCAACGAGAAAAGGAGGAACAUAUGUUUUCAUAAAUAAACCUUUUAACCAAUCCAGAGAGUUGAUUGAAUUCAACUUUAACUUUCAUCGUCUGGAA